Periophthalmus magnuspinnatus is the source of this 1690-nucleotide messenger RNA. It is a transcript of the gene sntg1, whose product is annotated as syntrophin, gamma 1. NCBI's taxonomy places the organism in Eukaryota, Metazoa, Chordata, Actinopteri, Gobiiformes, Gobiidae. Gene Ontology annotation, cellular component: intracellular anatomical structure; dystrophin-associated glycoprotein complex. The record is from RefSeq and is a predicted model, not a curated record. The transcript has 18 exons. Gene Ontology annotation, molecular function: protein binding; structural molecule activity. Bases 110 to 1690 code for a protein of 526 amino acids.
CUCUCUGACUGUCAUGAUGUGAGGAGGACACUGGGGGCGCUCUCACUCCUCCAUGGCUACAUCUCCACCCACGCCGCGCCCAAGAGUAUCCCUCACCGCAGUGUAGCACAUGGAUUUCAAGACUCCAAAUGAAGAGACAAAGACUGGGAUUUAUUUGAUGCAAGAAGGGAAUGAGGAGCCGUACAAUAUCAGACUACACUUGGUCAAGGAUAUUCUGACCAUCCAAGAACAAGAUGUCAUCUGCGUGUCAGGAGAGCCCUUUUACUCCAGCGAGAGGACAGUAACCAUCCGCAGACAGACCAUCGGCGGCUUUGGCCUGAGCAUCAAGGGUGGAGCCGAGCACAAAAUUCCCGUUGUGAUCUCGAAAAUAUCAAAGGAACAAAAAGCUGAACUCUCCGGGCUGCUUUUCAUCGGUGACGGGAUCCUUCAGAUAAAUGGAAUAAACGUUCGCAGCUAUCGUCAUGAAGAAGUGGUGCAGGUUUUAAGGAACGCCGGCGAGGAAGUGACUCUGACGGUUUCGUUUCUGAAGAAGACACCAGCGUUUCUCAAACUGCCCCUGUGUGAAGACUGCACCUGUAUCCCCAGCGAUCAGAGCAGUGGAACCUCUUCUCCUCUGUGUGACAGCGGCCUGCACCUGAACUACCAUCCCAACAACACGGACACUCUGUCUUGUUCGUCGUGGCCCACGUCCCCAGGCCUGCGCUGGGAGAAGAGAUGGGUGGACCUCCGCCUCAUCCCCCUGCUCCACUCCCGCCUGUCCCAGUACACGCCGGGCUCAGACGUCUGCAGGAAAAAUGCCUUCCAGGUGAUAGCUGUGGACGGGGUGUGCAGUGGAGUCGUCCAAUUCCAAACCGCAGACGACUGUUUGGACUGGCUCCAGGCCAUCGCCAGCAACAUCUCCAACCUCACCAAGCACAAUGUGAAGAAGAUUAAUCGAAACUUUCCAGUAAACCAGCAGAUCAUUUAUAUGGGCUGGGUGGAUGAGAAGGAACAGGACUCGGUGCAAGAUCGAAUGUACUCCCCAAAGUUCCUCGCUCUGAGAGGCUCGUCUCUGUUCAAGUUCACAGCUCCUCCGGUGACAACGUGGGACUGGACCAGAGCAGAGAAGAGCUUCACCGUCUAUGAAAUCAUGUGCAAGAUACUGAAGGAUAACGACCUGGUGGACAAACGUCGCCACUGCUUCAGCGUGCAGACGGAGACGGGGGAGGACCUGUUCUUCAGUGUGGAGCUGGAGUGUGAGCUGCUGACUUGGGAGAAGGCCUUCCAGAUGGCCACGUUCCUGGAGGUGGAGCGGAUCCAGUGUAAGACGUACGCCUGCAUCAUGGAGAGCCAUCUGAUGGGGCUGACGAUAGACUUCAGCAUGGGCUUUGUGUGCUUCGACGCUGCCUCCAAGGCGGUACUUUGGAGAUACAAGUUCUCUCAGCUCAAAGGCUCGUCGGACGAUGGCAAAAGCAAGAUCAAGUUUCUGUUCCAAAACCAGGACUCCAAAUCGAUCGAAGCAAAGGAGCUGGAGUUCUCAAACCUUUUCGCCGUGCUCCAUUGCAUCCAUGCUUUCUUCGCUGCCAAAGUGGCCUGUCUGGACCCCAUGUUUGUGGAGAGCCAAGCCAACGCCACCGCCACCACUGGCAUCUCCUCGCUGUCCGGGAUCUCCUGCAACUCGCAACCUCCCAAACUCAAGUACGUCACUUGA